Messenger RNA from Venturia canescens, 2895 nucleotides. It is a transcript of the gene Mrgn1, whose product is annotated as Mahogunin ring finger 1. The transcript is spliced from 10 exons. Gene Ontology annotation, molecular function: ubiquitin protein ligase activity. Bases 517 to 2184 code for a protein of 555 amino acids. NCBI's taxonomy places the organism in Eukaryota, Metazoa, Arthropoda, Insecta, Hymenoptera, Ichneumonidae. Gene Ontology annotation, cellular component: cytoplasm. The record is from RefSeq and is a predicted model, not a curated record. Gene Ontology annotation, biological process: protein ubiquitination.
AUAGAGGAGAACGUGGUAUAUAGAAAAAGGAGAACAGAAGUAGGAAGGUUCCACGGAGGUUCCACACGACUAUAAUCACGAGCUUCCGUAAUUUCUACAUUUCCCAGCUGUCAAAUCGAGAAUCUCAAGCAUCUCAAGGGAUCGAAUUGUUCCGGUGCAAAACUUUGGAGAAAUAAGAGUGACAUUUUCAACUCUGACGCGGAAAUCUCUCUGGCGGCCAUGGAAUCGAGAUAGAAGGCUGGUUCCCCCACUUGAGUUCUUUAUGGCCUUCGGCUGUACAUCCAAACGUUUCCUAUCUAGCUCUGUUGAUAAACUAAAAAAAAUACUCCAGUCCGUCAUCAGGACGUUAAUCAUAACAUCUGUUUUUAUACUUUUUUGGAGUGAAAAUCGAAUUAUUGUUAAAUUCAAUCAUCGUCGUCGUCAAAUUGAUUCUCGGUCGAUUUCAGUUAUCCCAGUGAAGUGAUAUAUAAUAAAAGAGAAAUAUAAAAGUUGUGACAUUUUGCUGAAAUUGUGACAAUGGGCGCACUAACCAGUAGACAAAACGCUGGUGUCGAGGAAGUUGACAUCGUUUCGAACCAUGCUUACAAAUAUCCACCACGAUGUGGGAGCUACUUUGGCAGUCAUUUUAUAAUGGGAGGCGAGAGGUUCGAUACACCACAGCCUGAAGCAUAUCUCUUUGGUGAAAAUACAGAUCUCAAUUUUUUGGGUAGUCGUCCGACGCCUUUUCCUUAUCCACCGCCUCAAGCAAAUGAUCCAACAAAAACACUAAAAAGUUUGGUCAACAUACGUAAAGAAUCAUUGAGACUGUGUAGGAGCGUUGAUCAAACGUCCACAUCAUCUCAACCUCACAAUGAUAUUACUUCUUAUGUGGAUGGAGACACAGAUAAAAAACCAACAAGAUUUAAUAUAGAAUUCACAUUUGACUGCGAUGUCAGAUGUGCCAUUACCAUUUAUUAUUUUUGUACCGAGGAAGUCACCACCAAAGGAGUCACAUAUCUUCCACGUGAUCCUUCCAUGAAUUCAGAGACAUUCCAUUAUAAGAAAGGAGCUAACCAACAGUUCUGCCAGUCUUCUCAUAUAUUUGAUCCAACCCUUUUCAACGAGGAAGAUUUGGUGUACAAUCCAGACAGAGAAAUAAUACCAAUUGCAAUCCAUUGUGUUGCGGAAGAAGGCUCUGAGGAGCCUAAGCAAUCUCACACAACAAUAGCAGUCGUUGAAAAACAAACCGACGGUUCGUUUCUUUUGAAAGCUCUUAAACAAAAACUUUACGUUGAUGGACUUUGCUAUUUGCUGCAAGAAAUAUACGGCAUUGAGAACAAGAACACGGAAAAUGCUAAGCAGGGUACUGACGAGGACACCGAAGACAAUGGCUCCGAAUGCGUGAUUUGCAUGUGCGACGUUCGAGACACACUGAUUCUUCCAUGCAGGCAUUUAUGCCUGUGCAACGGAUGUGCCGAUUCUUUGAGAUAUCAAGCAAAUAAUUGUCCAAUUUGCCGUGCCCCGUUCAGAGCUCUUUUGCAGAUAAAGGCACUACAAAAAGCGACUGGCGCUGUCAUCACGAAUCCACCAUUACCAGAGGGAAGUUCAGAAAAUAUACCAGCAGGCUACGAGGCUGUAUCGCUGAUAGAAGCUUUGAACGGACCUUGCACUCCGCGAGCUGCUGUUCUUCCCCCAGAAUCACCAGAUACUCCGGAUACAGACACAGCCAGUGCUAUUCAAGCCGUAGAAGCAUUGAACAGAUCGGCUGAGAGGACUCCAGUUUCAAAACAUUCAUCGAUCAAGGACAGCGACAUAACUGCUCGUUCGAGUAGCACUCCUUGUCCAACACCCGAAUUUCGUAUGUCAGUUUUAUUGGCUCGUGAUGAGAAUGGGGCUUCCCAGAAAGAUCUCCAUGGUCGCUCACCCGGUAUGAGAGCCAAAACCUCCGGUCAUCAACGUGAUAAGAGUAAUCUUCGUACACGCGAUACUUUGCGACUAGUUAAUGAAAAACAACCAGCUUCUCUCUACGAGGGAAACGGACGAGACGAUGACAGCGAGGCUGAGAAACUGUCCCCAUUGUUGGAUGCCGCGACGAAUACCGAGGCGUUAGAUUCUCAUCGUAACAAUUGCGACGUUGAUAACGACGACGAUUUGCCGAAUAUCGAUAGCAUGAGCGCAGCGGAAAUAAUCUGUCAUUCUCACUGACGACGGCGCGUAAAUGUGUACACAAAUCUUAUGUCCGAAUCACGAUUUGUCACAAACGUCAUGGAUAAUCAACCUGAUUAGAUACCAUGGAAAAAAAAGAGGAUAUCGCUGGGGGAAAACUCAUUGAAUGAAAAAAGAAGUUAUUGAAUAUUGAGAAUUGUAAUAUAUGUGCAUACUUCACUGACAAACAAAUGUGAUUUACGCGUGAAUCCAUGACAAAGGGAAAAUCUUCAAAUUAAAUCACGGAAUUUGCCAAUUAGUAUUUCUAUAUUCCAAUAUUUUAGUCUAUCUCCGUGAAUUUUUCAAUGCUGAGAGUAAAUAUUUCGAGACUCUUAAGCCGUUAUUUGUAUUGUAGCUUUACGAAUAUGUUUUAUGAAUAAUAUUAGAACAUUACCUAAUAAUAAUAAUUAGCGCUCAUGAAAUGUACAUAAACAGGAUGUGGUUAUUAAGCUGUUAAAAUAUUUCUAAUAAAAUUAACGACAAACAUUGUUCGUCUUUUAUAAUUCAAAGAUUUUCCAAGUAAUUGGAGGUUUGUGCUGUUGCAUUGGCGGAACAAUGGUUGCAAUUCUUGACAAAAAAAAAAAAUUCACGACUCUCGUAAGGCUCUAUACGUACGUCGAUAUGUAUAUCGUUUUAUAUUCAAAACUGUACCACUUAUAAAUUGUAUAUGGAAAAAAAGAAAUAUGACGUAUAAAAUAGUAAUUACUCAAA